Monomorium pharaonis (pharaoh ant) is the source of this 2144-nucleotide messenger RNA. It is a transcript of the gene w, whose product is annotated as protein white. The record is from RefSeq and is a predicted model, not a curated record. The transcript is spliced from 10 exons. Gene Ontology annotation, biological process: transmembrane transport. Gene Ontology annotation, molecular function: ATP binding; ABC-type transporter activity; ATP hydrolysis activity. Bases 1 to 2055 code for a protein of 684 amino acids. Gene Ontology annotation, cellular component: plasma membrane. Lineage: Eukaryota; Metazoa; Arthropoda; Insecta; Hymenoptera; Formicidae.
AUGACGGCUACGGAGGAAACGGAACCGUUGAUAUCGACGUCAUUGGUAUCUUCUCUCAGUAAGACCCAAAGAGUCACUUAUCACACAAUUUCAUUCGAAGAUAACGAAAGGAAUGCGUUGCACGGAGAAAAUCCGGAAAAUUCUUUUGAUCUUAAACCGAUUUCAAGCGCAUCGACAAUCGCAGAUUUCAACAAAAGUUUCGACAACAACAUUACGUAUACGUGGAGCGACGUCAACGUGUAUUACAGCGUGAAAAAUGACAAAAUUUGGGAUCGGUUGAUGUUCAGGACCAGAAAAUUCGUAGCACAGAAACAUAUAUUAAAAGAUGUGUGCGGAGUGGCUUAUCCUGGUGAAUUGCUCGUAAUCAUGGGUGCGUCAGGCGCAGGCAAGACAACUCUAUUGAACGCAUUGACGUUCCGUUCGACACGUAGACUAUCUGCGUCCGGUUUGAUGGCUGCCAACGGCCACAGGAUAUCGUCAGGCGUUCUCACCUCCAGGAUGGCAUAUGUUCAACAAAACGAUCUGUUCAUUGGCACGCUGACCGUGACGGAACAUCUAAUGUUCCAGGCGGCAGUGCGGAUGGAUCGGCAAAUCCCUCGUCUCCAGAGAAUUAAACGAGUUAAUGAGGUCAUUGACGAGUUUGCCCUUUCGAAUUGUCGAAAUACUAAAAUUGGAGUACCCGGCAGAGUGAAGGGUCUCUCGGGGGGUGAGAUGAAGAGACUGUCGCUCGCCUCCGAGGUACUGACCGACCCUCCGUUGAUGUUUUGCGACGAACCCACGUCGGGCUUGGAUUCCUUCAUGGCUCAUCAGGUUGUCUCCAUUCUCAAAGCGUUGGCAGCAUGUGGUAAAACAAUCGUCGCCACUUUACAUCAACCCUCUUCGGAGGUGUUCGCUCUGUUUGACAAGAUUCUGCUGAUGGCUGAGGGAAGGGUCGCUUUCAUGGGUACAACCGCGCAAGCUUGCGCCUUCUUUAAGACCCUCGGUGCCGUCUGUCCCAGCAACCACAACCCCGCCGAUUUCUUCGUGCAAGUGUUGGCCGUAGUGCCGGGACGCGAGUUAACUUGCAGAUACGCGAUCGAAACAACGUGUGACGCUUUCCGGAAAAGCGAAGACGGUGUGAAUCUCGCCCGGCAGGCCGAGACCGUCCAUGGCGAGUUCGAGGAUACCCUCAAACGGUCCAGAUACUCCAAGGAUUCCGAUCGAUCGCUUUACAAGGCGAAUUGGUGCGAACAGUUUCGCGCGGUUCUAUGGCGAUCCUGGUUGUCGGUGAUCAGAGAACCGAUCCUUAUUAAAGUCCGCUUUCUACAGAUUAUCAUGGUUGCGCUAUUAAUCGGCGUCAUUUACUUUGGCCAGCGAAUAGAUCAGGAUGGCGUGAUGAACAUCAAUGGUGCCUUAUUCAUCUUCCUUACCAGUAUGACCUUCCAGAAUGUCUUCGCAGUCGUUAACGUGUUCUGCGCCGAGUUGCCAAUAUUCCUUCGUGAGCACAAAAACGGUAUGUAUCGCACCGAUGUCUACUUCAUCUGCAAAACGCUGGCGGAAGCUCCAAUAUUUUUGGCGAUGCCGCUGAUCUUCACCGCUAUCGUUUAUCCUAUGAUCGGCCUUUACCCAAACGUAAAGCACUUCUUCGUCGCUGCUGCCGUGGUAGAUCUCGUAGCCAACGUGUCGAUUUCAUUUGGCUAUUUGAUAUCCUGCGUUAGCAGCAAUGUAUCUACGGCUCUUUCCGUCGGUCCUCCAAUUUUAAUACCGUUCCUGCUUUUUGGUGGUUUUUUCCUAAACACAGUGUCCGUACCGUCCUACUUGGUAUGGUUCUCAUAUUUAUCUUGGUUCCGUUAUGGCAACGAGGCACUUUUGAUCAACCAGUGGUCAGAGAUCGAUUCGAUAGCGUGUACCAGAAGCAACGUGACCUGUCCAAAGUCAGGGCGCAUGGUUCUCCAAACUUUCAACUUCAAAGAGAAGGACCUCUGGACGGACAUCCUCUGCUUGUUCGCGCUCAUAGUCGCGUAUCGCUUUCUGGCGUUUCUCGCGCUACUAUCAAAAACUCGCCGAUCAAAGUAGCUAAUGUCUUUGUUCUGUAGAUGUCUAUCAUAAACCAAUGAUUUACUGUAAUACUGUAGGUUCCUUUAAUAAAAUAAGUUUUAAUAAAA